UAUAUACAAAUUUCUAUAAAAAUUUCUUUUAUUAAUUAUUAAAAAAAAGUAAUAAGUGGAAAAAGUAAAAAAAUAAACUUAUGUUUUUUUAUAAAAUAUAAAUUUAAAUAAAAAUGUAUACUUCUGUUCGUCGUAUUAUACCAUUAAAUACCAGCAGCAAUAACAUCAAUUAUAAUGGUGUUUCAUCGCUUUCCUCCACACCGCUGACAGCACCAGCUUCUUUAAUGGCUUCGGCAUUUGAUUAUCCGCCCAUACCUAAAGUUCACAAAGUCUCAUCGAAAUUACCGGCCAAUUAUGAAAGAACAGAUAAAAUAAAACUUAAAAAAGUUUUAGGACUCACAGUAUGCAGCAAUGCAGCAUUGGAUUGUUCACCCAUUAGUGGCCUGUUGGCCUAUCCAGCUGGGUGUACAAUUGUUUUAUUCAAUGCCAAAAGACAGACACAGGCCUAUUUGGUCAAUACCUCCCGCAAAGCAUUCACAUCGGUGGCAUUUUCACGCUGCGGACGUUAUGUAGCCACCGGCGAAUGCGGCAUAAAUCCAGCCAUUAAAGUAUGGGAACUAGAAGCGCCCAAUGGCAAUUUGGAACAAUGUACAGGCGGUAAUGUUAUAGCAGAAUUUGUCGAUCACAAAUAUGCCGUAACAUGUGUGGCCUUUUCACCCACUGGUAAAUAUUUAGUGUCGGUGGGCUCUCAGCAUGACAUGAUCGUUAAUGUAUUCGAUUGGAAAUCGAAUUUAAAAAUGGCCUCGAAUAAAAUUAGUUCUAAAGUAUCGGCGGUUAGUUUUGCCGAAGAUGGUAGUUAUUUUGUGACGGUGGGCAAUCGUCAUGUUAAGUAUUGGUAUUUGGAGGGAGGACGUAAAUACAAAGACCCCAUCCCAUUGAUGGGUCGUAGUGCCAUAUUGGGAGAUUUACGCGAUAAUGAUUUUUGUGCUGUGGCUUGUGGUAAAGGUGUCACCGCCGAAAGUACAUAUGCCAUCACACGUCAGGGACAUUUAGUGGAGUUUAGUUCAAGGCGUUUGUUGGAUAAAUGGGUACAGUGUCGCACGACAAAUGCCAAUUGUAUAACUGUCAAUGGACAAUUCAUAUUGGUCGGUUGUGCUGAGGCUAUAAUACGCAUCUUUAAUGCCACCACCUUGGAAUAUGUAACCACAUUGCCGAGAACACAUUAUUUGGGUGUUGAUGUUGCUCAGGGUAUACAUAUCAAUCAUAUAAUGACGGUACCACUACAUGCUAAAUAUCCCGAUUGUAUUGCAAUGGCUUACGAUGAACAGAGGUCAAAGGUUACCUGUGUUUACAACGAUCAUUCUUUAUACAUCUGGGAUAUGCGAGAUAUAAAACGUGUGGGCAAAUCACAUUCCUUUCUCUAUCACUCCACUUGUAUAUGGGGUGUUGAAACUGUGCCAUACAAUAUGGAACGUGAAAUGUCACCCACUCUGCCCGAAGAUUCUUUUGUAACCUGCUCUUCCGAUGACACCAUACGUGUAUGGGGUCUGGAGGGUUGUGCCAACAAUGAAAUCUAUCGCAAAAAUAUCUAUUCAAAAGAAUUACUCAAAGUUAUCUAUAUCGAUGACGAAAUGAAUUUCAUUAAGGACUUGGAAAUUGUGAGCGAUAAAAGUGCUCCCAUACCCAAUUCCAGUUAUGAUGGACGCAAUGGUGUACGUUGCAUUAAAAUAAGUCCAGAAUUACAGCAUUUAGCUAGUGGUGAUCGUAGUGGUAAUAUACGCAUUUAUAAUUUAAACAAUUUAAAGCUGAUAACAACAAUAGAGGCUCACGAAUCGGAGGUUCUGUGUUUGGAAUAUUCAAAUGAGAAAAUCGAACGUAAACUGUUGGCCAGUGCCAGUCGUGAUCGUUUGAUUCAUGUAUUCGAUGUGGCACAGGAUUACAGACUGCUGCAAACGUUAGAUGAUCAUUCGUCUUCGAUUACGUCUAUUAAGUUUGUAGGAGCCGGUUUGAAUUUCCAAAUGAUAUCGUGUGGUGCUGACAAGUCGAUUAUGUUUAGAACGUUUCAGGGUAAUAUAUUCCUACGAGGUACUCAUACAUCUGGCAAAACUACUCUCUACGACAUGGAAGUUGACUCGAAUGCCAAACACAUACUCACUGCUUGUCAAGAUCGCAACAUACGUGUCUAUGGCACUCAGAAUUCUAAACAUACCAAAACCUUUAAGGGUUCCCAUUCCGAUGAGGGUAGUUUGAUUAAAUUGAGCCUGGAUCCCAGUGGUAUUUAUGUGGCCACAUCUUGUACGGACAAGACUUUGGCCGUGUACGAUUAUUAUUCCAAUGAAUGCAUGGCUCGCAUGUAUGGGCAUAGUGAAUUGGUGACAGGCCUUAAAUUUACCAACGAUUGUCGUCAUCUAAUAUCGGCUAGUGGUGAUGGUUGUGUUUUCGUGUGGCAAGUGCCACACGAUAUGAUUGUUACUAUGCAGGCUCGCUUGUCACAACAGAGAUUACGCUCUGGUCAUGCUCCUAUUCCCAGGCCAUUGUCGGCUGCUUUAGUAGCGCCCGAAGGCAUAAUAGUGGAGUCUCCAACACCCGAUAUUGAUGAUGCUCACAAAUUCUCUUUAUCGCCCAGUAUUUUGCAAGGUGAUGUGGUACCCCUAACACCUGGUUAUAAACUAUCAGAUGUAGGUCAAUUGCCACAAUGGGCCAAGCGAAAAGCUGGAGCUGCACCAGCAGCGGCAGUAGAUAAUGAACCCUCUGGCCUCAAUAUACCCUCCUCUGCUAAUUCAUCUUCUAUGACUAACUUAAGUUCUUCACCUAGCCAGGCUGGUUUGGCGCAAAGACCCCGCAAUCGUUGGGCUCAACGUGGACAAAUCGAUGCCGACACUCUCACCGACAUACGCUCCAACUCGGAGAGUCCUCUAGGGAGUGUUUCGACAACAGCCGGUAUAGGACCAGCCUUGCAUGGCAGCGGUUUGGGUAAUACGCAGACAUCGGACUAUAAUAGUGCUUCCUCCAAGGACAUCAUGUACAAUCAGACUUAUUUAAGUGAAGACUCAUCAAUAGAUUCAGGUAUGGAAACAAGGCGAGAAUUGAAAUUUAUAGGCAGUAAUAAUACUGGUACCGUACCCACCGUAACAGCCACGGUAGCGGGAGCAAAUCGUAGCUCUGCAACACUGGUGGCCGAUAAACGUAAGCCUGGCCUUCGUUUCGAUACCAUAUCCAAUAAUGAUCACGAUGGCGACAUAGAAGAUAUAUCGGAUGGUGAGAGGACUAGUUCGGAUCAUGGAAUGUUCUACAACAACAUAUCACCCAGUACACCCACAGAUUUCAAAGUAACCGCCAUGAAUGAAGAGGAACUAAGAAAAUCUGUCAGACGGCAGAAAUUCGAGAAAGCUGGCCUAACCUUAAGUGGUAAUGGUUCACAUACAGCUAGUACUGGUACGGGUACAGGCACAUCGGAUACAGAAGAUGAAGGCUCUACACCCAGUGCUGAUAAUGCCGAUCGUUCAUUGGCCUCAACGCUGGGUGGCAGUUCAGAAAGUAUACCACAAGCAACAAGUAGCUUUCUGCAAGCCGCUCUACCCGAUGGUCCUGGUAAUCUGCUAGAAAGAGGCAGUACUAGUCGACGCAGCAUAAGUGCCAAACAUAAUAAUGAAUCAGGCAAACCUGGUAGUUCCGCCCCGCCCACUAUAACUAAAUCUUAUACCAGCACUAAAAAAGAAGAGCUAUUGAAAGUCAUUAAUGAAGCUAAACAAAAAUUGGAAAAUGGUUCACGUAAAAAUGGUGUUAAAAAGUUAAAUGCCAUACCUGAGGUGGGCUAUCGUUCUUUGCGUGGUAGUCACAGUAUCUCAGAUUUAAGUUUGGCUGGAAAUUUAGAUGGUUCCCGUUCAGCUUUGUCAUCAGCAAAUCGUUAUGCUAAAACGGCUUUAAAUCCUAAAAUUGACAAUUCACAGUAUAUUAGUGCCACUAGUACAACGACAGAUAAGCCGACUUAUGCCGAUCGGACUCCGCCAAAUUAUUAUUCACCACCACAACAACCCUUACUACCAGCAUCGCAACCUCAACAGUAUUUCUUCAAUUGCGCUGCACCCAAGUCAGUGCUCCAACAAAAUUGUCAAGCAAUGCGUAAAGUUCAACAACAUUAUCCGCCCUAUCCUCAUCAUGUGGGUGUUCAUCAGAUACAUCCACCACCCGGUGUACCCUUUAUGGGUCCGACCAAUUCAAAUAAACCGUCUGCAAAUCAAAAAACUUUUACUAGCUCCACAUUACCGGCAAAUAGUCAGGCUGCUCGAGCCAAACGUAAUCCGAAUGGUAAUAAUAGACGUACACCUAGUAUCUUGAAACAUUAUAAAUCAUGUCCCGUUUCACCAGUUCACGAGGAGGUUGAAUGGUCCUCGGACAGUAAAAGUAUCAUUAUAACCGAACCCAAGCGUCAUUCGGUUUAUGCUGAUGAUGCUCGCACUAUACUCGAUAUGAUACAGGCAGAUACGGAGAAAAUGAUAGCUGAAAUUACUAAAAAAUAUGGUGAUUUAGAUGAUAUUGGAGUAGAUGUUUAUGAUCAUGCCUCCGGUACUAGACAUUCUCAAAUUGUGGCUUCGAAAUCGGUACCCGAGAAUUUAGCCACUCAACGUAGUAAUCUGCCUAUGGCUCAAAAAAGAGAUUUGGCUUUUACCCCUGAGGGUGCCACCAGCCCUCGAGGAGUUAAACAACCUUAUGUGCCACUGGCUCCCAAACAUUCAUUUUCAGAAUUCUACGUUUAUCAAGAAAUAUAUCAAUGUGAACGUAAGGUCUCUUUAUCCGAUAUUCUAAAUGACAAUCCAGAACAAAUGGCCGAAGCUAGACGUCUGGAAGAGGCCAGAUUCUUAGAGACUCAAAGACACUCAUCGGCCUCUUUCUUCCUAACAUCGAAUAAUCCUUUCAAUGUCGACCGAAGUCAAGAAUCUUUAUUAACUGAAGAGUUCCUAGAUGAUGCCAGCUAUUGUAAUAGCAUGGAAAGUAUUUUGUCAGAUGAGAGUGAUUGCAAGAGUGCUCCUUUGGUAGACAUGGUCGACAAACCCCAACCACCUAUACCACGGCAUGCAGGUUUAAGAAAUUUCAUUAUACAUGGCCCCACAUCGACAAUUGCUGCCGCUCAAAUGGUUUCAAAAUCAUAUGGCUCCAGUCCCAAUGCUUAUGGUAGCUUCGAUUACUACAUGCAACAGCGACAUCUACCAAGCGCCCCCUCCAACGUCUCACCCUAUGAAAGUUUUGAUGUUUCUAGUUACAAUAUAGAAAAGAUUAAGACAAAUGAGAAAAAGAAAUCUAUACCACCAAAACCUAUACCAACCUCAAAAACAUAUCCUAAGUUAUCAGAAUCCUCUGUAAAACAUCCUAUUACCAACUCCACUAAGGUUUCCGACGAUAUACCCACAUCAAAAUAUAAAAAUCAACAGUACAGUUCAGGUGUUAGUAAAAGUAUUAGUUCAGAUUUUGCUCAACAACGUUGGCAACGUAACUCGAAUCCUAUGCAAUCAGAGAAAGAAUGUUACAAUGAUAAAUUAUUCCAAAAGAAAGUGGUAAAGGAAAAACCUCCUAUACCCGCUAAACCAGAAAAUCUUAAAUCUACCUUGACUUCCACAGUGGAAGCAGUGCAGAAAUUACAGGUUAAGGAACCCCUAAAGAAGUCCUGCUCGUUUGAAGUAGAUACUUCAGAUAUACGUUGUCAUUCACGCACCGCUAGUGUGGUAAGGAAAUUUGAGAGAAAUUUACAAAAGUUUGAGAGAGAAAAACAAGCAGAACUACAGGUCCAAAAGAAGAAAAACAAUGAAGCUAGGCAAAUGAGACCUUCGGUAAGCUCAGGGGCUUUAGCCACACAAAGUUGUUUAAAAAAGGUAUCAAAAUUUGAUAACUCUCCCUCAAGAAGAGCCACCUCGAUGAGGCAAAAGGAAAGACCUAAAAUUUCCGUACGUUUCAAUACAGUAUCACAAAUAAAAUACACACCCAGCUCGAAAAGAAACAAUGCUAAUAACUCUUCUCUAACCACCACUUGUCCUCUAAACGAUAUCAAUUUAAAUGUAUCACCACCACUGGGUUCUAGCCUUCCCAAUGAUUAUGGUGAGAAAACUUUUGAAAUGUUUAUAACUGAAAAUGGUAAUGACGAACAUGACAACAUGACCAUGGAUAGUUUAAAACUUUAUACUAAGCCCGCUCUGCAAGCUGUGGUCGAUGAGAUCAAACAGGAAAGAGAAAGAGACUCGAAACACAAGAAAAACUUGGCUAACAAGGAAAUAACACAAAAUCCCAUACACGACACUUCCACUACUAACCAGUGUAAAAAUAUAGCCAAACAAAUCGAUGUUAUACAAAAACUUAUCGAAAUGGAAGAACGUAAAUUAGAACAGAUACGGCAGGCCACCGAAUCACGCAUGCGUCCUUUCGAAUGCGAUACCAAACAAAGAGGUUAUGUGAAAUCUCUUACCAUGAAUUUUGAUAUGCUAGCCAAAGGCAUUGAGAAGGAUAUAGAAAACGAACAGAGACGUAUUUUAGCCGAUAGCUCGGAUUCGGAUCUGUGUGCUUAUGCACGUCACAUCAAACGUAAUGUCAGUCUUCCCGAUGUCUUAGAAAGUACAGAAUCUUAUAAUUUCAAUAAGAAACUAAUGCAACACGUUCAAUUAGAUUGUGAUGGCCUUGAAGUCGAAAUAGCCAAAGAGGUAAAGGCCGAUUCGGAUACGGACAAUGAGGGUGAAAAAGAAGACGAAAGUGAGAAGGCUUCUUUGGAACAUGUUGAAAGAGUUGCAGGUAAUCCCAAAAAUAUACAUCCCAUGCCUGUUGAGGAAUCCUCCUCCAUACGAAGAGCCUGUUCUCUUAGUGACUUACAUAUGGGCAAUAUGGGUAAAAGUGCUAAAUCAGCUAGUUCUUCCCAAAAAACGGGAGCUGCUCAUCGCAACAGUUCAGCCACCCGAUCAGCCAGUAAACGUAAUAGUCUGCAAAAUAAAGGUUCUUCCAAUAACUUAAGUGCAAAUGCUUCAAUGGGUGUAUUAAAUCAAAGUGAUUCAGAAACUGAAGCCAAUAAUCGUGGCAGAUCUGGUUCAAAUGGCCAAAGUAGGACAAAUGGACCAACUGCUUCUAAUCGUCCUUACAAUAACACAAAAACCAAUGGUAAUAAUAACCGCCGGAAGGGGGCUAUACAAACUAGUUUUAACAAUGCACCUCCACAAGAUGACUCAAGCUCUGAAGAAACUCAGGGCAGUUCUUCCAACACAAAACCUAUUGUGCCACCACGUCCACGUAAUUUAGCAUUCGAUCAUAAGAAUAAAGUUGUUAACAGUCCCAAUGUGGUGAAACAACGAGGCGUUUAUGAAGCUGUCGAAUUCGCUGAUCUCGAUAGCAAUGGAGAUCCUAAAUCUCAAGUUCAUAAUGUUAUUAAUAAAUUAUAUACAACUACACAAACUGUAUUGCAAUUGCAUGCUAAUUUACGCAAUUGUGAGGAUUCUUUAAUGCUAAAAGAAUUGGAGAAUGCUGUGAUUAUGACACAAAAUAUGUUAACAAAUAUAACACAAAAUAAAAAUGAUAAAAACAAUCAACAUCCAAAUCAUACGUACUCGACAACCGAGCAAGCAAAUUUAGAAAAUGGCGAUUACAUGAUGAUGGUAAAUAAUUGUGCCGAUUUAUUAAGCAAUUUGCGUAUGAAGCACAAACCCGAUGACUGUGAGAAUAACUCCUAGUGUGUAAAUUAAAGAAAUUUUUGAAAACAAAAACUCCAAAACAAAAUUGUGAAAACAGUAAUAAAUAAAAUAAUUUAUAAAAUUUUCAACUUAAAACAAAUUAUACAAAAUUUAAGAAACAUUUUCUUUUUUGUGAAUUAUUUAAACUAUUGUAAAAUAUUUAACCAACAAUUAUACACACACCCACACACAUAAAUACAUACAAAAAUAAUUAAAUUUAUUAAAAAUUAAAUAUUAUUUAACAAAAGUAAAAACUAAAUAAAAGAAAACUAAAUUAAAUAAAUAAGUUUAAAUUAAGAGAACAUUUAAGAGUUUGCAAACGAAAAGAGAAAAUUGAAAUGUAAGAAAAUACUUGGCGCUGGUAUUGAGUUUUUUCUUUUCUAAAGGAAAAAUUUUCCGUAACAAAAACUAGGGAAUAAUUUUAAUAAUUCUUCUUAAGUUUAAAAUGGCAUUUGUUUAAUUUUUAAUACAAAAUAUUAAUAAUAAAGAAAAAAAAACUUUAACACAAUAA
This is a messenger RNA of Lucilia cuprina (Australian sheep blowfly), 8151 nucleotides long. RefSeq names its product mitogen-activated protein kinase-binding protein 1 (gene Wdr62). Lineage: Eukaryota; Metazoa; Arthropoda; Insecta; Diptera; Calliphoridae. The transcript is spliced from 18 exons. Gene Ontology annotation, biological process: regulation of mitotic cell cycle; mitotic spindle organization. The record is from RefSeq and is a predicted model, not a curated record. Gene Ontology annotation, molecular function: protein binding. Gene Ontology annotation, cellular component: mitotic spindle. The coding region runs from base 114 to 7640 and encodes 2508 amino acids.